UUUAUGGGCAGGAGGAAGAAAUACGAGGACUUUAAGGUGUCCAGUUACUCAGUGAAUUUACUCUCUUCUGUCUUGCUUCCCUUCUUCACACAGGGGUCUCACCAGGCCUGCUGCUCUGUUAAAGAGCUGGAUGUGUUCAACAGAGCACGUGAGAUUAAAGUGGAUCCUGACAAGCCUCUGGAAGGUGUUCGGCUAGCUGCACUGCAGGCAAGGAAGACUUUGUUGGUUCCCACACCACGUCUGAGAACCGGGCUGUUCAACAGGAUCGUUCCACCUUCAGGUGCAACUAAGGAGAUCCUGCGAGUAUGUGCUACGUCUCAGGGUGUAAAAGAAUACAGUGUGCCCGUAGGUCUCGAUGGGAAAGUACGGGUGGACUUGGUUGUUGUAGGAUCAGUGGCUGUCUCUGAAAAAGGCUGGAGAAUUGGGAAAGGGGAAGGUUAUGCAGACAUGGAAUAUGCAAUGAUGGUGUCCAUGGGCGCAGUGCAGGCGGAUACACCUGUAAUUACUAUUGUGCAUGACUGCCAGGUGGUUGACAUAGCAGAAGAGCUUCUCGAUGAUCAUGAUUUAACUGUGGAUUACAUACUCACUCCAACAAGAACUAUCAAGACUAACUGCAAACGACUGAAACCUCAGGGAAUAAUAUGGCAUAAGGUCAGCUAUGAGAUGCUGGAAAAAAUCCCCAUCCUAAAGAGUCUUCGGUACAUAGAGAAGCAGGCUGGCAAGGACGUCGCUCUCCAAGAUGAAGGUUCAGGCUUGGCAGAUGCCAACCCACCGGCGGUGUUAAACGAGAAGGCAGUUGCUGCAAAUACAAGCCCGUCAACUGCAUCGGGCUCGGCUCAAACAGGACAACGUUGUGUUGAAAGUGGGUCUUUAAGUCCCAGCUUAGAGGGAUCUGGCACGAUUACCACUGUGUAUGUGGGCGACAUACCUCCCAGCGUACGAGUGAGCGAGCUGAAGUGUCCUUUGAGGGAAUUCCGUGCGACUCCUUUCCGACUGAAUUGGCAAGGAGCACAGCACAGGGCUUUUCUCGAUUACAGGGAUAAAGCAACUGCAGAGAGUGCUGUGUCCUCUUUGAAAGGCUUGAGCCUGGGGGGUGAUACUUUGCGAGUUGAGCUGGCCAAGAAUCAGAGAAACAAAGGGCAAGUAGAAAUCAAUAGUCAGAAAUGAAUGGGAAUAGAGGACAGAAAUAGGCGUGUUCUCGUCGUUUUGUGAGAAGCCGACCUAAGUUUUCAAGGAUAUUGGUGUAUCCUCUGAUUUCUGCAGGCUGAACAACCAAGUGCAAAGCCAACUUUCCAAAUAAACGAGGCAAACAUCUCA
Messenger RNA from Tauraco erythrolophus (red-crested turaco), 1317 nucleotides. The record is from RefSeq and is a predicted model, not a curated record. Lineage: Eukaryota; Metazoa; Chordata; Aves; Musophagiformes; Musophagidae.